Messenger RNA from Oncorhynchus mykiss (rainbow trout), 2664 nucleotides. Lineage: Eukaryota; Metazoa; Chordata; Actinopteri; Salmoniformes; Salmonidae. The record is from RefSeq and is a predicted model, not a curated record.
CAUCCCAGCAUACCUCGUGUGUCUAACGGCUUCGGACCGUACACUCGUUGAAAUAUUUUGCAGGCCUGUUUUUUUUUUUAAAUUAUCAGGUCAAUAAUCUGGACCGGACCAUAUUGUAUUAUCCUACAAUUAGUACCAUGCAAAGUAUUUUAUAUAGAUAAAUCUCACUUUAGCACGGCGAAUGUAAAGGGGUUUCUAGCUAGCAAGUGAGUUUGGGGCCGGCUAGCUAACGUUACUGUUGUACGGAUUCGAACAAGAAUUCCUAAUCAGAUGGAGCUGGAGUCGGAAAGAACCGAAUUUGGAGCUAUGGGUGACUCGCUUCAACCUCAAACCCCAAGUCGACACGAGAAGAGUCUAGGAUUGCUUACAACCAAAUUUGUAUCUUUGCUACAAGAGGCCAAGGAUGGAGUUCUAGACCUGAAAGCAGCAGCAGACACCCUAGCUGUAAGACAGAAGCGGCGCAUCUACGACAUCACCAAUGUGCUUGAGGGCAUCGGACUGAUCGAGAAGAAGUCUAAGAACAGUAUUCAGUGGAAGGGUGUUGGUCCUGGCUGUAACACACAGGAGAUAGCCGAUAAACUCAUUGAUCUGAAGGCAGAACUGGAUGAUCUGGACAAGCGGGAGCACGAGUUGGAUCAACAGAGGGUCUGGGUCCAGCAGAGCAUCAUGAACGUCACAGACGACUCGCAGAACAGCCCUAUGGCUUAUGUAAAACACGAAGACCUCUGUAGUGCUUUCAAAGGUGACACUCUCCUAGCUAUCCGCGCUCCCACAGGCACACAACUGGAGGUGCCCAUACCUGAGUCGGUACUGAUUGGACAGAAGAAGUAUCAGAUCCGUCUCAAGAGCUCAGCAGGACCCAUUGAGGUUCUCCUUGUGAACAAGGACCCAUCCAGCCCGUCUCCAGUGGUACUGUCCGUCCCCCCACCCGAGGACAUGCUCCAGAGCCUUCCAGUGCCUGCUGCUGCCAACACAAAACCGACACCUACUGCCCCCUCACAGCCCAGCCAGCCUCUGGCCCACUCCUCCAACCCCAGUCCUGCCACACUCUUACCUGCCUGCACAGCUACUUCUAAUCAGGCAGUCACCACUGCAGUGUCCAGCACACCGACUACAAACACACCCACACCCACUACAAACACAAAUGCCCAAUUGACUCCCCUGUUGGACACCCAGCCUCUCCAGUCCUCUGCCUCAUUGGAUGGCUGCUGUUCUUCUUCAGCAGUCUUUGAACCAAUCAAGGCUGACCCCUCAGAAUUGCUGUAUUUCCCCAAAGAACUUUCAGACAUGUUUGACCCGACUAAAGAGAUCAUGAGUGCAGACCUGUUGGAGGAGUUGAUGUCUUCCGAGGUGUUCUCUCCACUCCUCCGUCUAUCUCCCCCUCCGGGUGACCACGACUACAUAUAUAACCUGGACGAAACUGAAGGCCUGUGUGACCUCUUUGAUGUUCCGAUUCUUAACCUUUGACCUCUGAGCUGAGUUCCCAAAAAAAGUAUUAUGUAAGGAAAUUUAAGAAUCAUUUUUACCAUUUUCUAUGGAAAAAAACAAAUGUGUGAUUCUAUUUUUGGAUCCUGGUGUAUUAUAAGAUUUUUCUGUGUAAACAAUUAAGUGUUUUUAUGUCGUACCCAAAUAUUUCCACUAAACAUUGGCAGCAAAUGUUUGAGGGCGUAGUGGCUUUAGGUUAGAUAAAAAGGGGUACAGUCCUCUCCAAUCUGAACGGAUGAUCUCUCGGGUGAAAUGCCUCGCAUUCAUGCUGACCUGUGAUUAACUCUAUUCCCUCAUUUAUCUAUGUUUGAAAUAUAUAUGUAACAAACUGGCAACGGCAGUCAUCACACUCUGAUCCUCAUCAACUCGGUGUCAACAGAUUCAAAGACACCUAGGCAGCUGCAUACACUCGGACAGUACGCACGAAUGUGUACAGAUACACAGCUGAUCAAAGUUAUGCGCUUUUGUUCUGUAUAUAGAGAAUAUUUAUAUUUUGUAUUAAUAGCCUUUGUGGAGUUGUGUAUAAUGAACUACAUGUGAAAUACAUUGAGACAGCAGUAGUGAACUAGGGUGCCAAACAAAGACAGAGAAAGUUGCAGUGUUUCAGAUGUAGCUCGCAUUGGAUCAACUGCUACACGUUUAUCAUUCACUUUGGUCCCCUUGCGUUGUUUUGUCAGUAAGUUUAAUUUCUUACUCAUUUCAUUCACUUUUCAACAUUGUGUGUGGCUCUUGUUUUUUCUUGCAAAUUAUGUAUAUGAAUAUUAUUUUAUUCAGUCUGUUUCUAAAAUUAUUAUUAUUAUUUUUUUUUACAGAUACAGUAAUUCGUUCCUAUGAAGUAGGGGUUAGUGCUUUGAGAACUGGUCUAUAGUCUGUAUAUGUUGCUCAGAACUGUGUUCAAUACAAAAAACGUUCCCCAACAUGCUUUCACCAUGACUAUGGAAACACAAAUGUUGACUUUGUUCUUUUUGUGAGAGAAUAUUUAUUUAAAUGUUCCUUCUGUUUUCAUUCUUGUUUUCAUUCGUUCCCAGAAUACAUUGUUUCCCUUUUAUUAUAGACGAGCAUUUUUUAUACACCACUAUAACAACACUACCGUUCAAAAGUUUGGGGUCACUUAGAAAUGCCCUUGUUUUUGAAAGAAAAGCACAUUUUCUGUCCAUUAAAAUAACACCAAGUUGAUCA